Messenger RNA from Osmerus eperlanus (European smelt), 2116 nucleotides. RefSeq names its product regulator of G-protein signaling 20. Bases 555 to 1265 code for a protein of 236 amino acids. The transcript has 6 exons. The record is from RefSeq and is a predicted model, not a curated record. NCBI's taxonomy places the organism in Eukaryota, Metazoa, Chordata, Actinopteri, Osmeriformes, Osmeridae.
ACAUAUAAAUAUAUUGAUAUUUUCUGUAUGACAGAUAAAUGUAAGACUUGUUUACCACAUUACGGCUUCAUUCUCUUUUUAAUCAAGGAACAUAUGGGCUACAAUUAAAAUUGCCAUUAUUUUUCUUUAAUCUUAUAAUCCUGGACCAGAGUUAUUCCCAUAAUUUAAUGAAGUUGGAAUCCAAACAAAAUACAAAUGUCCGUUUUAUAUAAUUUGCAUCGAAAGCGGUCAAUAUUGAAAGAAAACAUCUGUAGCCUCACCAUAUUCUAAAGGUUGGGAAUCGGUUUAUUUUAAUAUCUAACCAUGUCGCAAUCAUACAACAUUAUAUUUUUGUCACGCCUCAUAUGUGUGUAUCUACAAGGAACAUUUUUUCUCGAUCUCCUGGAUGCGACUGAUGGAGGCUGCGGUCCAUGAGCAACGCCUUCUCGCUAUCAUAACCGCUCAACCAUCUCUCUCAAACAUCCUGCUUCCAGUUGCGUUUCAUUGGUUUGCAACGCAAAGAAGUUUGGGCAGGGAUCAUUUCAUAGAAGUGGUCAGAGCAUUCCGCAAGAGACAUGCGCGCUCCAGCUGGUAUUACAGCCACUGACGACACCAUGCCCAUGGGGUCGGAGAGGGUGGAGAUGCGAAAGAGACAGAUGCAGAUCCACCAGGAAGCAGCCGCCAGUGUCCUCCAAGCUCGCCACGGGAUGGGCGCCGCGCCCUCCAGUGCCUCAAACGCCUGCUGCUUCUGCUGGUGCUGCUGCUGUAGCUGCUCCUGUCUGACUGUUAGGGGUGAAGAUGAAAGGGUCCAGAGAACCACAUAUGAGAGGAGGCCAGAGGACACUCCAAACUGUGAAGACAGCCCUAAACCCACACUUGAAGAUGCGCGCUCCUGGUCCAUGUCGUUCGAGAAGCUGAUGAAGAGCGCGGCUGGACGGGGCUGCUUCCGUCAGUUCCUGCGGACAGAGUUCAGCGAGGAGAACAUAGUGUUCUGGCUGGCCUGCGAGGAGCUCAAGAAGGAGACCAAUAAGAGCGUGGUGGAGGAAAAAGUGCGACAAAUAUACGAGGACUUCAUCUCAAUACUAUCUCCUAAAGAGGUGAGUCUGGACUCACAUGUUCGAGAAGUGAUCAACCACAACAUGCUGGAGCCCACUUCUCACACAUUUGAGGAUGCCCAACAGCAGAUCUACACACUGAUGCAGAGAGACUCGUACCCGCGUUACAUGAACUCCUCAGCGUACACAGAUCUACUGCAGAGCCUGGAAGAGCCUCCACCUGAAACAUAAGGUCUCAAACAUCCCUCCCCACUUACUAAUGCCAGAUUCAGAAACCAAGAACAUCUGUUUCCUUCCCUUACAUAAGAUCGGAUGAGUUGAGUAGUAAAAAUUGUUUUUUCUUUGAAGCAGACACAUUAGAACAUUUCCAAUCAAAAACGUCUGAGCUGUUGUGUCUGAACUUGGCUUUAGAUGACGCAUGUAUCCCACAAAAUAACUUUUAUCCUCCAGUUGCAGUUCAAAUGUUUAGAUUUUUACAGGUAGAUGAACAGGUACUUACUGUUUGUGUACACAAUAUAAGCUGUCCUUGAAAAGAGCAAGAACAAAUGCUUGGUCCAGUUACAGACAAGUAGAUGUUUUCAAGACAUAUUUAUAUUUUUAUAUAUUCCCUAGCGCUUGAUAUUGCACUUUUAUAUAUUGUUUAAUGAGAGAUAAGCAUGUAUCUGUGAGCACUAUAUUUAUGUGUAGGUACAGUAUAUUGUCAGCCUUAAUGUGUUUUAGGUUUGUUUUAGAGAAAAUAGGUCAUACUUAAUAUCAAGAAGAUUAUGAAAGUGCCUUGGCAUAAGAUCUUACUACACUAACACAGUAGUUUGAAUGGUGCGACAAUUCAUUUAUAAAACAUGGUGGUGCUUUCAGCUCUUCUCAAAGAAUAAUAGUUUAACUACAUUUUACGGAAAAUAUGAGCUGAGUCAUAAAAAUAGCCUGUGAAUUUAAAUACUGUGAUUCUUAUUGAGAUAUAAUUUCUAAUUAGGCAUAGUUAUGACAAGGAACAAAUACGUUUAAGAAAGAAAAAUAUUGUGAAAGUACAACCACAGACUUAUUGGUGUAUUUUUCCAAAUAAAGAAGAUGGCUGUUUUCCUUCA